This is a messenger RNA of Ostrea edulis (European flat oyster), 1111 nucleotides long. RefSeq lists its product as uncharacterized. The coding region runs from base 394 to 1032 and encodes 212 amino acids. The record is from RefSeq and is a predicted model, not a curated record. Lineage: Eukaryota; Metazoa; Mollusca; Bivalvia; Ostreida; Ostreidae. The transcript has 2 exons.
UUCGUUUUCAUUAGAUUACUCCAUUUCAAGUCUGAAAUAUACUGUUACAGAAGAUUCAACAUCACUUCCGUUUCCUGUUUCCUGUUCAGCAUCAGAGUAAAGCAAACCUUUCUAUAGACCUCCAUACGUAUAUAGUUCUAAAGGUGAAAUUCCAAGUUCUGGAUAUUUCACCUGAACUCUCGUUCUGACAUAAUACCAACACGCUUCUUCAUUAAUAUGCAGUAUAUGAUGAAUAACAAUGAGGAAACUCUAAAUGUCUGGAGACUUUUUGGCAUGAAAUUUAUUUAGGGUCAAAGCGUGAUUACCAUAAAUAAAAGUCGUAUAAAACCCCGCGUUAUUUAGUAUUUGUACUGAGAAUUAAUCACAUCACUGUACUUACCAGUGAUUGUCAGCAUGAUGAACACAAUGAACAUUAAAUAUCUGUGUGGAUUUUUACUGCUCUCGUGCGUUGCUGGUGCACACAUGCCAAUACAAACCACCACGAUGAGCUCCGUCAGCCAUUGUUAUGACUCCUAUUAUGAAUGCACUGAUGCAAAUCCCUGCUAUGAAAAAGAGGUGUGUCUUCACGGAUGUUGUGUGAACGCUACUUGUCCAGGCCCGGAGUACUAUUGUUUUUCAAAUGGUGAAUACCAGUGUUAUGAGGACGAACACUGUGGCAAAGAAUCUGGAUGCUGCGAGAAGAGCCCCGUUACCACAACACCGCCCCCAAGUUUUCACCACGGACCCUCACAUGGCAUGGCUCACAACAAUGCACAUAUGCCAACGCAAAAUAUGGGUCAUGCAGGUUCUCGUAAUGCGGGUCACGCACCUCACCAAAAUGCAGGUCACGCACCUCGCCAAAAUGUGGGUCACGCACCUCACCAAAAUGUGGGUCAUGCACAAUCUCCAAACAUGGGUCACGCGCCACCUCAAAACACAGGACACGCACCCGCCGGUCAGAGAAACUGUGCAGAGUAUUACUAUUGUUCAAGCAUAGGAGACUGCUGGGAAAAAGAGACCUGUUAUAACGGAUGCUGUGUUAGUACCCCUUAAAGUGGAUGGCUUCAUCAUGUCGUGUUAAUAUAUUUCUACUGUUAUUUAUUUUAUUUUCAAAUACAUUUAGACUGUAAGG